Messenger RNA from Dentiscutata erythropus, 3564 nucleotides. Lineage: Eukaryota; Fungi; Glomeromycota; Glomeromycetes; Diversisporales; Gigasporaceae. The record is from the annotation of a GenBank genome assembly.
AUGAGUCAUACAGUGCUUGGAUUACUGGAGAAGAUGGACUCCAAUGAUACCGAUUUUCGGUACAUGGCCGCAAACGAUUUAAUGAACGAUCUUCAAAAACCUGACUUCACCUUGGACGAAACUAAUGAAAAAAAAGUUGUUCAAAAAGUUUUAAAACUAAUGGAUGACGCUAAUGGCGAGGUGCAAAACCUGGCAGUUAAAUGUCUCGCGCCACUUGUUAAAAAAGUUCGGGAAACACAACUAGCUGAAAUCAUUGACAAGCUUUGUGAAUACGCUACACAGAAAAAAGAAGAAUUACGUGACAUUGCUGGCAUUGGAUUGAAAACUGUCAUUGUGGAAAUACCAAGUAAUUCACCAAAUGCUGGCAGUGUAGUGCAGAGAUUGAUUCCAAAACUUCUUUCACAACUAGAAAAUUCAAAGGCCACGUAUGAAGUGCAAAUGGAUACUUUGGAUAUCCUAAGCGAGCUCCUUGCUCGUUUUGGUAGCUCGGUGGGUAACAAUGUAGCAUCUCAAAAACGAAUUCAGAACGUUUUGGUGCCUCUGUUGAGCCAUUCGCGCCCAGCAUUUAGAAAGAGAACUACUACUGCUCUUGGUAAUCUUGUGACACAUACUCCCGAUGAUUUAUUUAACGAACUUGUGCAAAAAUUAUUGGCUGAAUUUGAAAGGGCUCAAAAUCAGAAAGAUAACUUAAAAACUCUAAUUCAAUGCGUUGGUACAUUAAGUGCUCCACGACUAGGAAAGUAUUUACCUCAAUUCCUACCGCUGGUGUUCGUCAAUAUUAACAUAAAUGAUGAUGAAUUGCGCGAAAAUUGUUUACAGGCGCUUGAAUCUUUUGUAUUGCGAUGUCCAACGGAAAUUACACCAGACAUCAACACCAUCAUCGAUCUUGGCUUAGUAUAUUUGAAAUAUGAUCCUAAUUAUAACAGUGAUGAGAUGGCAGAUGAUGAUGAUGAUGCUAAUAUGGACGAAGAUGAGGAAAUGGCAACUGAAGAUGAAGAGGAAGAGGAAGAUGAUGAGGAUUAUUCUGAUGACGAUGAUAUCUCUUGGAAAGUGCGCCGUUCUUCGUCGAAACUCCUGGCUUCUAUUAUCGGCACAAGACACGAGCUUCUCUCUCAACUAUAUAAUAAUGUUGCACCAGCUUUAGUCAGCCGAUUUAAAGAGCGAGAAGAGUCUGUCCGAGUGGAUAUACUUCAAACAUUCAUUGUUCUUCUCAGGCAAACACAUGUUUAUGGUGGGGAUGGUUAUAUUCCAAGAGAAAACGAUCACGAGCCAAAGCGAAGAAGAGCCAUUGGUCCAAGUGAAUCACAAGAAAGCCCCAAACAGAUGCUGCGAAACCUGGUUCCGAGACUAAGCCGUAAUCUUUCUAAGCAACUUGUCUCUAAAUCGAUUAUAACGAAACAGACAGGCUUUCUGCUUCUGCGAGAAUUAGUCACAGUAUUAAAUGGGGGACUUGAUAAUCAUCUGAAUACUUUUAUACCUGCGAUUGAGAGUUCUUUAUCUACAUCGUCAGAUACAUCACACCAUCAUGCAAGCACAAACUCUAAUCUUAAGAUUGAGACUUUAAGUUUCCUUCGGCAGUUGUUUAAAGUUCAUCCACCCCAAGUUUUUCAUAAGUAUCUUGCACGAUUAUGCCCACCAAUAAUUUCAUCCGUACAAGAUAGCUUUUAUAAAAUAACAUCUGAAGCCUUUUUGGUCUGUAUUGAAUUGAUUAAAGUCAUCCGUCCUAUCGAAUAUCAGGAGAACACGCAAACAUACAAUGUGCAACCGCUCAAUCCUGAGUUCCGAAGAUUCAUACUGGACAUUUAUAAUGUUACUAUUGCGCGUCUUUCAACUCCUGAUGCAGAUCAAGAAGUCAAAGAACGAUCUAUAAUGUGUUUGGGAGUUCUUAUUUCACAAGCCGGAGAUAAUUUGCAAGAUGAACUUAAAGUGUGUAUGCCAAUAUUAUUGGAACGCCUGCGAAAUGAAGUUACUCGCUUGACUACUGUCAAGACCUUCACGAAUAUAGCCGAUAGUACUAUAUGUGAAAGUGAAGAUGUAAAGAUAGCGAUAAUAGGUGCAAUUCAGGAAGUUGCGAGUCUCCUUAGAAAGCAUCAUCGUCAACUAAAAGUAGCGGCUUUAGUAUGCCUUGAAGUAUUUGUGCGCCGGUAUGGAAAGUUCCUUACUGCAGAGAGUUAUUCCCAUGUUCUUGUAGAAUUAACGCCUCAUAUUUCCGACCAAGACCUCCAUCUAUUACCAUUGGCAUUGAACACAGUGGUUUCUGUUCUACGUACUAAUCCUGCCUCACUAGAACCCGUAAACAAUGAUAUUCUACCGUCAAUUUUUCAACUUGUGCAGUCGACUCUCGUUCAAGGGGCUGCAUUGGACAGUUUGCUUAUUUUAUUCCGUACCUUAAUUGAAACUGAUGAAGAUCAUUUCAAUAAACUAUUGAAUGGACUAUUGUCUCCUAUUCAAAAGACACAAUCUGAAGACAUCAAAUCAGCCGCUGCUUUCGCACUUGGAAAUGUUAGUGCUGGCAAUGUUAGCAAAUAUUUACCGAUUGUCAUUUCAGAAAUCAACUCUGAUCAAAGGAAGCGGUAUUUGUUGCUACAUUCGCUUAAAGAGGUGUAUGGUGUCAAAGCAUUAGGUCCUUUUGCCGAUGAUAUUUGGAAUAUAUUGUUUCAAAGUGGUGAAAAUAUAGAAGAAGGAACUAGAGGUGUUGUGGCGGAAUGUCUUGGAAAAUUGACCUUAGCAAACCCAAAUAAAUUUCUGCCUGAAUUACAGAAACGUCUUCGAUCUGAUUCUGCACAAACUCGUGGCACUGUUGUCACAGCCAUCAAGUUCACCUUUAUUAAUCAAGGCCAAGAAUAUGAUGAGCUGCUACGACCUCUUAUUGUUGAUUUCUUGUCUCUGAUUCAAGAUAAUGAUUUGAACGUCCGGAGACUUUCAUUAUCUACACUGAACUCCGCCGCACAUAAUAAGCCUUAUUUAAUUCGUAAUGUUUUAGAUCAAUUAUUACCAUUACUUUAUGAAGAAACACUCGUUAAGGAUUCUCUUAUCCAUAUGGUGGAGAUGGGGCCAUUUAAACAUAAAGUAGAUGAUGGUCUUGACAUCAGAAAGGCAAAUUCUGCAUACGAAUGUAUGUACACAUUGCUUGAAACUUGUCUUGACAAGCUGGAAAUUUUCAACUUCCUUACACGUGUGAUUGAAGGAUUGUCCGAUCAACAUGAUAUCGCUAUCCUCUCGCAUACAAUGUUAAUACGGUUGGCCCAUGUUGCUCCAACUGCUGUUUCACAAAGGUUGGAUGAAACAGUAGAACCAUUGAAAGGAACCUUAUCGUAUAGAAUGAAAGAUAACGCAGUCAAAUCGGAAAUCGAUAAAAAUAAUGAAUUAUGUCGAUCUGCUGUUAGAACUGCCGUAGUUCUGAACAAACUUGCCGAACAAGCUGGAAGUACGCCUAAAUUCGACGCUUUCGUGAAAGAUACCAAAAUUGGAUCAUGGAGUGAUCAAUAUAAUAUUUAUCAAAAUGAAUUGGAAAGUAAGGAAUCUGGCUCAGGGCACGUUGGUGAUAGCAUGGACACGUCGUAA